GGCAAGGGGAAGCUGCUGGGAACGCGCGCGCGGGCGCCCAGAAAGGGAGCAAGACCCCCGGGAUCCCCGGGGAGCGGAGCUUAGAGCAAGCGGGGUAUGCUGCCCUCAAGUUGUCCAGGGAGUUGCAGGGACAGUGAGAAGGGCUAACACCUUGGCAAUGAGCAACACCACCAGACGUCCUGCCCUGGGCACAGGCCCAGGUCCUGGCCCCUUCCGAACACCUGAGCCAGAGGGCUCAGGCCCCCACGCGGGCCCUGGGUGCCCUCCGUUCGCCGAACAGGAAGACGACGAACUGCACCGCACUUUGGGCCUGGAGCGCUUUGAUGAGAUUCUGCAAGAGGCAGGAUCCCGCAGCGGGGACGAGCCGGGCCGGAGCUAUGGGGAGGAAGACUUUGAGUACCACCGUCAGUCUUCCCACCACAUCCAUCACCCACUGUCUACCCACCUGCCUCCUGAUGCUCGUCGUAGAAAGAACGCCCAGGGUACUGGCAGAAAACAGCGAAAACGCCCAGGAGCUUCCCCCACAGGAGAAACCCCCACCAUUGAAGAGGGUGAGGAAGAUGAGGAUGAGGUCAGUGAAGUGGAGAGCAGCAGAACAGCUCCCCAGCUGUCUCCAAGCUCCACUCCUACUUCUGUCCAGUUCUUCCUCCAGGAGGAUGACAGCACAGACCGAAAACCAGAGGGACCUGUUCCUUCUUCCCCACCGCAACCCUCCCACCAGGAAACAAGCCCCAGAGCCCCCAAAGGGGCCCAGCCCGGGGCUCCAGCAGAAGAAGCAUCCGGAGGUGCUGUGGGGGGAGAGGAUGAAGGAGUCUCGGGUCGUCCUCCCGCUAAGGUUCAACCUGGGCACCGAAGCUACAACCUGCAGGAGCGGCGUAGAAUUGGGAGCAUGACAGGGGCAGAGCAGGCAUUGCUGCCCCGAGUCCCUACAGAUGAGAGUGAAGCCCAGACCCUGGGCACUGCUGACCUGGACCUCAUGAAAAGUCACCGGUUUGAGGAUGUCCCAGGUGUUCGGCGUCAUUUAGUGAGGAAGAAUGCUAAGGGGCCUGUGCAGGGGGGGCAGGAGGGGAGAGAGCCUGGCCCUACACCACGUACUCGAACUCGUCCUCCCCACCAGCCCCAUGAGGUAUUUGUGGAGCUGAAUGAGCUCCUGCUGGACAAAAACCAGGAGCCUCAGUGGAGGGAGACAGCGCGCUGGAUCAAGUUUGAGGAAGAUGUGGAGGAGGAGACCGACAGAUGGGGAAAGCCACAUGUAGCCUCACUUUCUUUCCGAAGUCUGCUAGAACUUCGUAGAACCCUGGCCCAUGGGGCUGUUCUCCUAGAUCUGGAUCAGCAGACACUGCCAGGGGUGGCACACCAGGUGGUAGAACAAAUGGUCAUCUCUGACCAGAUCAAGGCUGAGGACCGAGCAAAUGUGCUUCGGGCCCUGCUGCUGAAACACAGCCAUCCAAGUGAUGAGAAAGAUUUCUCCUUUCCCCGGAACAUUUCUGCUGGCUCCCUGGGGUCCCUGCUUGGGCAUCACCAUGUCCAGGGGGCUGAGAGUGACCCCCACGUCACUGAGCCUCUGAUUGGAGGAGUUCCUGAGACCCGCCUGGAGGUAGAGAAAGAGCGGGAGCUGCCCCCUGCUGCCCCCCCUGCUGGCAUUACUCGAUCCAAGUCCAAGCAUGAGCUGAAGCUGCUGGAAAAAAUUCCUGAGAAUGCAGAAGCCACUGUGGUGCUCGUGGGUUGCGUAGAGUUCCUGUCCCGUCCCACCAUGGCCUUUGUGAGGCUGCGGGAGGCAGCUGAGCUAGACGCUGUACUUGAGGUGCCUGUGCCUGUGCGCUUCCUUUUCUUGCUGCUGGGCCCAAGCAGUGCCAACAUGGACUACCACGAGAUCGGGCGCUCUAUCUCCACCCUCAUGUCGGACAAGCAAUUCCAUGAGGCGGCCUACCUUGCAGAUGAGAGGGAAGACCUGCUGACUGCCAUCAACGCCUUCUUGGACUGCAGCGUGGUGCUGCCGCCGUCGGAGGUGCAAGGCGAGGAGCUCCUCCGAUCUGUUGCUCACUUCCAGCGACAGAUGCUCAAGAAGCGUGAGGAGCAGGGGCGGCUGUUGCCCCCGGGUGCUGGGCUGGAGCCCAAAUCCCCUCAGGACAAGGCGCUCCUACAGAUGGCGGAAGCAUCAGGGGGAGCAGAUGAUGAUGAUCCUCUUCGGCGUACGGGCCGGCCCUUUGGAGGACUGAUCCGGGAUGUGCGGCGCCGUUAUCCUCACUACCUGAGUGACUUCCGAGAUGCACUGGACCCUCAGUGUUUGGCAGCUGUCAUCUUCAUCUACUUUGCUGCCCUGUCCCCUGCCAUCACUUUUGGGGGGCUACUUGGAGAAAAGACAGAGGAUCUCAUUGGAGUAUCUGAGCUGAUCAUGGCCACGGCUCUCCAGGGUGUGAUCUUCUGCCUGCUGGGGGCCCAGCCCUUGCUCAUCAUUGGCUUUUCUGGGCCCCUGCUAGUCUUUGAGGAAGCAUUCUUCUCGUUCUGCAGCUCCAAUGGCCUGGAGUACCUGGUGGGCCGAGUGUGGAUUGGGUUUUGGCUGGUGCUCCUGGCUCUGCUGAUGGUGGCACUAGAGGGCAGCUUCCUUGUCCGCUUUGUUUCCCGGUUCACCCAGGAGAUCUUUGCCUUCCUCAUCUCCCUCAUUUUCAUCUAUGAGACCUUCUUCAAGCUGAUCAAGAUCUUCCAGGAACACCCACUCCAUGGUUGCAUUGUCCCCAAUGACUCUCAGCCAGUGGAGGUCGAGAAUAAAACGUGGACAGAAGUAAUGGUGAUGCAGAGAAAUGGGAGUGCACCUAGUGAGAAGGAGACACGGAGACCGAAGGGUCAGCCCAAUACCGCUCUGCUGUCCCUAGUGCUCAUGGCUGGGACCUUUUUCAUUGCCUUCUUCCUUCGAAAGUUCAAGAACAGCAGAUUCUUCCCUGGGAGGAUCCGAAGAGUGAUUGGAGACUUUGGAGUUCCCAUUGCAAUUCUCAUCAUGGUGCUGGUGGAUUAUAGUGUUGAAGAUACCUACACCCAGAAGCUGAGCGUGCCCAGUGGGUUCUCAGUGACAGCCCCUGAGAAACGGGGCUGGAUAAUCCAUCCUCUGGGCAAAAAUGGGGACUUCCCCGUUUGGAUGAUGAUUGCCAGCUUUCUGCCUGCCAUCCUUGUCUUCAUCCUCAUCUUCAUGGAGACUCAGAUCACAACGCUUAUCAUCUCCAAGAAGGAACGCAUGCUGCAGAAAGGCUCUGGCUUUCACCUGGACCUGCUGCUGAUUGUGGGCAUGGGAGGUCUCUGUGCCCUCUUCGGCCUGCCCUGGCUGGCUGCUGCUACCGUCCGCUCCGUCACACAUGCUAACGCACUUACUGUCAUGAGCAAAGCUGUGGCACCAGGGGACAAACCCAAGAUCCAGGAAGUCAAGGAGCAGAGGGUGACGGGGCUACUAGUGGCUGUGCUCGUGGGCCUCUCCCUGGUGAUUGGGGACCUGCUCCGUCAGAUCCCCUUAGCUGUGCUCUUUGGGAUCUUCUUGUAUAUGGGUGUGACCUCCCUCAAUGGCAUCCAGUUCUAUGAACGGCUACACUUGCUGCUCAUGCCACCCAAGCACCACCCUGAUGUCACCUAUGUCAAGAAGGUUCGGACCCUUCGGAUGCACUUGUUCACAGCCCUGCAGCUCCUGUGCCUGGCCCUGCUGUGGGCUGUCAUGUCCACCGCCGCCUCUCUUGCCUUCCCUUUCAUCCUCAUCCUCACAGUGCCGCUCCGUAUGGUACUGCUCACACGAAUCUUCACAGAGCGAGAGAUGAAAUGCCUGGAUGCUAAUGAGGCGGAGCCAGUGUUCGAUGAGCGGGAGGGUGUGGAUGAGUAUAAUGAGAUGCCCAUGCCGGUGUAGGGUGCUGGACAGAGGGACAAGACUGAAGGACAGAUGGACAGAGGGACUGGGGGCCUUGGUAGAGGGGAGGGGUCCUCCAUCCCCCCCCCAUUUUUAUUUAAGUGAAUAAUUUAAAGUCCUUCCCUGGCAGUAAAAUGCUUUGCCCCCACCCCCAUCCCCCACCCCCAGUUCUCCUGGCUCCAUGCUUCACUGGGGGAAGGGGAAGAAUGAAGAAAGGACAGGCUCCCAGAAAUCAUACAUAUGACUAGGAAAGACUUUAAUGAGAAACUAAAACACAGAGAAAUGGUACCUUGUUCACUCUCCAUGGGGGGUAGGUGACUUCACACUCCAAAACAGGAGUGUCCUUCUACUUCAUGGACCAAAGGCAGCCUUUGCAUCGACUCCAUGUCCACAUCUGGACAGCUGUUAGAGAAAGGGACAGAAGGAGGCUGAGGUUCCUUGUUUUAAGCAUUGUAGACCUGGUUGUUUAGACAGGAGUAUGAGGGAUUUGGUGAAAUAUUUUACAGCCAAAAGGGGUUAUGUAAAAAACGCUAUCCCUGGGACAGAGAAUCCCCACCAUUCUCCCCAUACACCGUGAAUAUUGCUUUUGUUCCUCAGACACCUUAACUAAAAAAGCAAAACCUGCUUCUUAUCCUUGGAUCCCUGCACCCAGCCCAGUGCCUAAGAAUUCCUUUGCCUGUUCAGUAUAGCCCGGUGGCACCAUCAUAAUCCUGUCAGGAUCUCCUUUCUGUCAGCCGCUGCUCAUGACUUUGAACCACUGUUUCCUUAUGAGUAUGGAAAAGGGGAAAAAGUAUACUGAGAGUGGAAAGAACCUUGGAUUCAAGAGACGUGGCUUCAAGUAUUGGCUUUGCCAAUAACCGACCAUGUAAGCUUAGGCCAAUCAUUUAACGUCUGAGCCUCUUUCCUCUUAUGUUAAAGUAAAAAGGUUGGACUACAGGUUCUUUCUAGGCAUAAAAAUCUGACGUCUGGUAGAAUAAAAUAUGGCGGACCUAAA
Molecule: messenger RNA, 4877 nt
Organism: Vombatus ursinus (common wombat)
Lineage: Eukaryota; Metazoa; Chordata; Mammalia; Diprotodontia; Vombatidae
Gene: SLC4A2
Product: solute carrier family 4 member 2
Biological process (GO): monoatomic anion transport; regulation of intracellular pH; transmembrane transport
Cellular component (GO): plasma membrane; basolateral plasma membrane; apical plasma membrane
Molecular function (GO): monoatomic anion transmembrane transporter activity; solute:inorganic anion antiporter activity
Source: RefSeq, a predicted model, not a curated record